Messenger RNA from Cydia fagiglandana, 688 nucleotides. RefSeq lists its product as uncharacterized. Lineage: Eukaryota; Metazoa; Arthropoda; Insecta; Lepidoptera; Tortricidae. Gene Ontology annotation, molecular function: serine-type endopeptidase inhibitor activity. The record is from RefSeq and is a predicted model, not a curated record. The coding region runs from base 17 to 688 and encodes 223 amino acids. The transcript has 3 exons.
UAUUACCUGAUGCAGAAUGAAACCAGAAUUUUCCUAUUUUCAACUUCUUUUAAUCAUUGUUUAUUUGAAAUAUGUUAAAUUAGUACCUGACGAAUACUGCCUCUCCCCCUUAAACCGGAGCGACUGCGGGACACCCCCGACCCCCGUCUUCUCAUACUUCAAGUACGGCUCCAGGUGCGAGAUCGAGACCUGGCGCGGCUGUCCCACUGAUAAUAUGUUCGAAAACGAGUACCACUGCGCGCACUACUGUUUAGGGAAGACGAAGUACUAUGGACGGGAAAGAGGUUCCUGGAAAGGAAAAGUCGGAAUUUCCCUAGAAAAGUUGAGUUUUGUCGAACUAGAAGAAGUAAAUCGCAUUGUGGACAAAAUUGAUACCACAAUCGAAUCAAAAGAAAUGUUAUUACAUCAUAAGAAAGAUAGGAAACGACCCAAGAAAUUAAAUAAAGCUACAGAUAAAGCCGAUGAAGAUUCAGAUGAAAGUGAUGAAACAACAGUUGAAGCCAGUGAAAAAGAUAUGGAUGAAACAGGAGAAGAAUAUGAUGAGCUUGUCGACACAACACUGAUAUAUUUGACACAAGAACCUGUUACAGGCACUCAUAAAAUGAAAGGAGAAAUUCUAAGGUUUAAACGAAAUAUUAAUAAAAAAAUCAACCAAACCACUUUCUUUAACAUCAAGAAAGAAAAAUAA